This is a messenger RNA of Lactuca saligna, 849 nucleotides long. Lineage: Eukaryota; Viridiplantae; Streptophyta; Magnoliopsida; Asterales; Asteraceae. The record is from the annotation of a GenBank genome assembly.
AUGUCAAACGGAAUUCAAUCUGUAGAAUUUGAAGCUUUCUAUCUAGUUGAAUAUUUAAAUCAAUUAAAUUUUGUCAGUGUACCUCCUCAUGAAGUAUCACUCAAAAUUGGCACACCGAUCAUGGUUUUAAGAAGCAUUAACCAAAGGGAAGGAUUGUGCAAUGGUACAGGAUUAAUGGUAUCUCAGUUGCUACCAAAUGUAGUAAUUGCAACUAUCAUUACUGGAACAUGCAUUGGGAACCAAGUAUAUAUACCUCGUAUUAAAUUUAUCCACAAAGCUCCAAACAUACCGUUCACUUUUAUCAGAAAACAGUUUCAAGUAAAGGUAUGCUAUGCUAUGAUAAUUAACAAAAGUCAGGAUCGGUCGUUAAAGAAGAUUGGUGUUUACCUACCUCAAUCAGUUUUCACACAUGGUCAACUUUAUGUUGCUUUGUCUCGAGCCACAUCUCCAGACUCCAUUAAAGUUCUCAUACACCCUAAUGUUGACAGUAGACACAACAAAACAAAAAAUGUUGUGUUUAAGGAUUUCUUGCACAAGACGGUCAACCAUUCACCCUUCUUAUCCUCUCAAACGAUUCUGGUGAAGAAAUUACUAUCAACUUAUGGGAAAGAAUGCACAGACAUACCUGAAAGGUUCAAUCAUUCUGCUAUUGAAAAUGCACCUAGUCCAGUUGUACUUGCUGUAACAAAUGUUAAAGUUACACUUGUUGCCGGUACACUGAGACUAGGAACAACAAGUAUGAGUCACAUGUACAUCAAUCCACCUAUCAGAGACAUAACUGCACUUCUCGAGAGGAAAAGACUUUCACUGUCAACAUAUGUGAUGGACUUCACAUUUACAGACACUUGA